AUGGUCAGAAGCAGAGAUGUCCCUGGAGCUCGUCUAGAGGCUGCCGCCGCUCCCCGAGUCAUCAAGGUGACCGUCAAGACCCCCGGGCAGAAGGAGGAGUUCGUAGUGCCCGAGGACAGGCUCAUCAAGGAGUUUAAGGCUGGCAUCUCCACCCGUUUCUCCACUCCCACCGACCGGCUUGUGCUGAUAUUCGCUGGCAGGAUUUUAAAAGAUCAAAAGACCCUGAGCCAGCAUGGCAUCCAGGACGAUGCCACCAUCUACCUUGUCAUCCAGUCACGAAGGAGACCUCAGGAGUGUCUGGGUCAGCACGCCGGCUCCCCAGAGGGUGCGGCCGCCACCCAGGCGGAGAACAGCAGCCUCUCCAGCACGGCCUUCGGCACGGACGGCCUGCGGGAGCUUGCCAGCAACCUCGGCCUGAACACGGCCAACUUCUCCGAGUUCCAGAGCCAGCUCACGUCCAACCCCGAGAUGAUGUUCCAGCUCUUGGAGAACCCCUUCAUUCAGAGCCGGCUCUGCAACCCAGACCUGAUGACUGAGCUGAUCACGGACAAUCCUCUGAAGCAACAAGUGAUCCAGAAAACCCCGGAGAUCGGCCACUUCCUGAACACUCCCGACAUGCUGAAGCUCAUUCUGGAGCUCGCUCGGAGCCCGGCCACCGUGCGGGAAAUCAUGAAGGACCCCAGCCAGGCCUUGAGCUUUCUGGCCAGCCUCCUGGGCGGAGACAGCGCCUCGCAGCACGUGGCUCCCCCUGGUAACACCAGCAUUAGCGGCCUCGUCUGCUGCUGUAGCGUUACUGACUGCACAGCACAGAGCUGCACCGGAGCCACUCCAGACCCAGGAAGAGGAGCCGGUGCCACUGUCUCAACAACCAUCAAGAGCUUGCUGCAGCAGGCUGUCAAACGGCUUGUGCAGAACAUCCUGGUCGGGCCCGCUGCGAGGAGCGUGCGGCAGUUGCUCGGCCAGAACCGCGACCUGGGGACACAGGCGCCGCUGCAGAACCCCCCGACAGCUGGGAAGCCUCCGAGGCAGCCCCUCCCAACCUUCCAUCAGCAAAUCUGGCACCCAGAGGUGGUGGCGGCCAUGCCGGGCCCUAGAGAAAUGCAAGUGCCGGCACUGAUUCAACAUAGGCUGCAGGCACUGGCAAUGGGAGAACCUGGCAUCCCACUGCAGUUCCUGUCUCGUUUAGCGGAGUCGGGGCACACUGCAGGCUCAGCAGGGACAGCGCCCUCUAGCGCUGGGCUCGAGGAAGCUGCACACCCCGCCUCAGCGGCGCCAAGCCCGCAGUUCACUGCUCAGCAGAUGCUGCGGGCCCUAGCUGGAGCAAAUCCGCAGCAAGCUCAAAACCUCUGA
Chrysemys picta bellii (western painted turtle) is the source of this 1350-nucleotide messenger RNA. The record is from RefSeq and is a predicted model, not a curated record. Lineage: Eukaryota; Metazoa; Chordata; Testudines; Emydidae.